UAGUACGACACCGGCCGUAUGUGGCAAUAAUAAGGUCAAGUUCUCCGUAUAUAUGCACAAGACCAACGCUCAUAAGUCGUGACCUACCCAUCGUCCUGCACUCCCCUACUUCUGCGAUGGGCAACACCAACAGCGGACUUUUCCUCCAUGGCGAGUGCCAAUCCGAGACGUCGUCGACGUGCUCCACUGAGAGCGUCAUGUCGGCGCACAAUUUCGUGGUGCGUGAUUACCCGCUGCUUGAGGGCAUCGCCGGCGGGAAGUCUGUCAGCUCGAGCACGUUCAAUGUCGGCGGCUACGCAUGGACGAUCCGGUUUUACCCCGAUGGGCAGCAGAAAGACAAAUCUAGCGAGGCCUCCUGUUAUCUGUAUUGCGCCAGCCAAGCGAAUAACGUGAGGGCGCGCUUCUCCUUGGACGUGGUGGAGAAAUUAGACGGCGUACAAGUUACAACCUCCGAUUCCGACGAGCAUACAUUCUGUGCACCACACUACAGUUCGGGGUACCAGAGAUAUGUCCAGAAAUCGACACUUAGAGCUCUGUCGGACGCCAACAAUGGUCGUUUCACGAUAAGAUGCGUUCUCCAGGUCAUACAUGAAACUCGAACGGUGCGCAACAGGAGACCUGUCGAGGUGCCGCCGCCGAGCCUGCGAGAGAGCCUCGAGCACAUGCUCAAGGAUGAAGAAGGUGCAGAUGUGACAUUCAGUGUGCACGACCAGCUGUUCAGAGCCCAUAGAUGCAUGUUGGCCGCACGUUCUCUGGUUUUCAAGGCGGAACUCUUUGGACCGAUGAAGGAAAGCAAGACAGAGCACAUCAAGGUCGAUGACAUGGAGCCCCAGGUCUUUGAGGCGCUUCUCCACUUCAUGUACACGGAUGCUAUGCCAGAUGACGAUGAAGACGAAGGCAAAAUUGUAAGGUUACAACACUUGCUAGUUGCCGCAGACAGGUACGGAGUAGACAGGUUGAAGAUCCUGUGUGAAGACAAGCUCCAUGAGGGCAUCGAUGUCGAUAUGGUUGCCACCACGUUGCUUCUGGCAGAGCAGCAUCACUGCAAGGAUCUUAAGGAAGCUUGCAUUCAGUUUAUUAGUUCACCACGGGACAAACUAUCUGCUGCCAUGGCAACUGAUGGAUUCAAGCAACUCGUAGCUAGUUGUCCUUUGCUCAUGGAGGAUAUACUGAAGGGGGUGUCGUGCACCUAGAAUGUGAGGUGACUACUCACGCCGAGCAGGCAAAAUAUUAUGCAGUCAUGUACGGACCAUGUUAGAUUUUAGUCAUCUUUGUUUUACCACACUUUUU
This is a messenger RNA of Triticum aestivum (bread wheat), 1290 nucleotides long. RefSeq names its product BTB/POZ and MATH domain-containing protein 2-like. Gene Ontology annotation, biological process: protein ubiquitination. The record is from RefSeq and is a predicted model, not a curated record. Gene Ontology annotation, molecular function: protein binding. The transcript has a single exon. Lineage: Eukaryota; Viridiplantae; Streptophyta; Magnoliopsida; Poales; Poaceae. Bases 117 to 1193 code for a protein of 358 amino acids.